Molecule: messenger RNA, 4842 nt
Organism: Corvus hawaiiensis (hawaiian crow)
Lineage: Eukaryota; Metazoa; Chordata; Aves; Passeriformes; Corvidae
Gene: STOX1
Product: storkhead box 1
Exons: 4
Coding region: 1097-3478 (793 amino acids)
Biological process (GO): positive regulation of transcription by RNA polymerase II
Cellular component (GO): cytoplasm; nucleus
Molecular function (GO): DNA-binding transcription activator activity, RNA polymerase II-specific; RNA polymerase II transcription regulatory region sequence-specific DNA binding
Source: RefSeq, a predicted model, not a curated record
GUUCCAGAGCUCUGCAGAACAGGAGCGACCUGUGCAAGUGCCUGUAACCAGCGCGCAGGGCAUGGCUAGAGCGCGGUCUGUGCGUCUGCACUGGUGCUUCCUUUGCCUGCUCUGCCAGCCCUCGCUUCGUGGAAGUGUAACCUGAGACAGGGCAAGAGCCCUGAUCCUGGGGGGAAAGGGGGAGGGAGGGAAUCUUUUGUCUCUGUGAAAUCUUAGUGCAAAGUAGAGGCAGGUUCCUCAAGCCCAGAGUGGGAUUUUCGGGAAGGAGAGUGCCCCGCCCUGGAGCUACGAGCUACGGGACAGGAGGGGAGAGCUGGAGCAAGACUUGACCACAGUGGCAGAGGCCCAGAGCCAGUGCUGGGGCCCUCCGGUGCCACUGAAGGAAUUUGCUUUCAUCUUGACUCUUUCCUACUUGUGUUGCUGCCUGCCUGAGUGAUCCCGAUGGUGAGAUCCUCUCUCUUGCAGAGCUGCCGGCUGAGUCAAGCAGAGUAGCCUGAGCUGCCAUCAGAGUCUUCAUCAGCUGGAAGUACCAAACCACUUUCUCAGGGCAGAUUAAGUCCUGCCUGUGGCAUUUUGUGACGGGCCAUGUAAAUCCUGGCAGGCAAAAAUCCUGCUGCCAGGCUGGCGGAAAAGUGGCGAGCAAGCAGAGCACCACCAGCACAGCUUUCUCCAAAGGCACAGCCUCCCCAUCAGUCGGACACUGAGGCAAACCGGCUUCGCUGAUAGCCUGGUUUGCAGCCAAGCCUGUGGUGACCUGGUGAGUCCACUGCAGGGUAGACUGGGCGCUCGGUAUUUAGGAAAAUGUGGUAGGAAGCAGGUGUGCCGGUUGGUUCCGGUGUUUUGUUGCAGGUAAUGUUUCCUGGAAGAAGUGGAUAUAAUGUGUCUGGAGCCUGACAGUGAAAUGAACUGAAAGGUGCAUUCACAACCAGUGGAAGGCUAAAUUAGUUUCAUUCUUCAUGGGCAUUUGAAGAAAAGGAUCAUGCAUUGGAAAAAACGCUAGGGCUGGAUGUUAUGGAUUGAGUAAGCACAAAGAUUCCUCUGAGAAAGCGCUACAGAACGUGCUGCUGCUGGAGAAGGUGAUGUGACCCCUGCUCUCAUGAAUCCUCUCCUGCAGUCAGGCUCUGUUCCUUUGGCAGAAGGAAUAUGUUGGACCAUAUCAGACAUGAAUGCAGAUCAUGUGAUGGUCACACAGGAAACUUUAAUGGAGCAGUUAGUGAAAAAUUAUCCAGGCAUUGCAGUGCCCUCCCACAAUUUAUUAUAUAAUAUCCUUGGCACUCUAAUUAAGGAAAGAAAAAUCUAUCAUACAGGAGAAGGAUAUUUCAUUGUGACUCCCAACACAUACUUUAUCACAAAUGAGGCCACAGAAGACAACAGAAGGGUCCUGUUGGAGGACAGUUGUUGCUGUUCAUCGCCUUCCAUCACUUACCUGGUAAACAUUAAGCCCUGUGCAGACCUAGUGAAAGAAAACAUUCCUACAGUAACUCAUUACAGAUCCUGCCAUUGUUUCCCUGACCAAAAUAUGCUCUGUGAACAAAGACAUCAACAGGUAAUGAGCCAUGAAUCUAAUGGAGAGGGAAAGAGAGGCUGCAGUGAAUUGAAGCCUUCAAUUCAAACUCAAGGGAUCUCUGCACCUGCUGAGAAUCGUUCCUGGGACACCAUCAAAUCUCUGGCAUCUGUGAAAGCAAAACUGAAAAGCAAAAGGUUUGGCAUUGGUAUUUUCUGGAGAAGUGGUUCUAAAAAAGAAAAACACAAGAAGGAGUACUCUACUUUUUCAGCCCAGUUUCCUCCCCAGGAGUGGCCAGUCAGGGAUGAAGAUGACUUAGACAAUAUUCCACGUGAUAUUGAACAUGAAAUCAUCAAGCAUAUUAACCCUACUCUUACAGUUGAUAAUUUGAUUAAACACACAAUAUUAAUGCAGAAGUUUGAGGAGCAGAAAAAAUAUAUCAGUAAAGAGAAAAAAUACAUCAGUAGUGGUACCUCAGCUGAAGUGUCAAUAGUCAGGCAAAACCAUCAUCUUUCAAAGGAUUGUAUUCAAAAGGCACCAAGUAAAAUAGCAAAACACACCAGGAAAACCAAAUCAAAGAAAGAAAAGCAGAUUAGCAGGAGCAGCGGGAAAUCUCACAUACAGAAGCCAACAUCUCAAAGUGUGAAACUGGAAGAGAACAUUUCACUGCCCAUCAAAAACCAAGAGCCACCUGAUGUAGCAGUGGAAUCCCAUGUGAUAUAUAAGAAGCAGAUUAAGAAUCCUUUUCAGGGUCUGCCAUGGAGACCUCACAGCUUUCAUUCAAGAGGGUACCAAGGUGUUUUUAACAGUCAGCUGAAGUGCCGGACUCAAAAGCAAGGAAGGGCUUUCCAAAGGCCACAGUCCUUGGCCUCCUCAAGACCCUUCGGCUGUGAAACUGAACAGCUGGCUGUAGAAACUGAGGCUGACAAAGCUAAGCAAAACAACCUACUCCAUGCUAAUAGGUCUCGCCUUCAACUAAAGAAAGACAAUUUAAGUGAAAAUGGUAGUCAUCUACAAGGCAGUAAUCUGCAAAUAGAUAAUAAAAGUAAAUACUUUCUAGAGAGUAAUAUUUCUGAAGAAAAUGUCUAUAAAAGAACAGUAAAAAAAAAGUCCCCUUGCUCCUACAUUGAAGAUAGUGGUGUGUGCAAAGAAAAUGCAGAAUUUCCAUUCUAUCUGAAAGAUGAGCACUGCAGACGCAAAGCUGACACUGUAUGUGAGUUGUUAGAUGGAACAGCCAAUGAAUUUCAAAAUGUCCAUCUUUCAAAUUACACAGCCAGUGUUAAUCUGGCCCAAAAAAAUGGUGUGAAAUGCAGACCAAAGACUGAUAAAAAGAGUGAACUUAUAUUUAACUAUGACUGUGCCAGCCAUCCUGGAUCAAUGGAGCUAGAAAGUGAAGGAUUUACUGAUAACUUCCGUCUUCUGUACCAAAAGGGACGUGAUGGUGACACCUGUAACUUGUCACAUCUGGAUGAGAAUUCUGAAGGCCAUGCAUCAUGUCACCUGCCUCCUGGCCAUGCCUUUUCAGACACAAGAGACUGGAGUACAGCUGUGCAAAAGCCGGGGGCAGCUGUGUCCUUAAAAGCCUGUAAGGUCAGUACUUGUGCUGCCCAGCACAACACAACUGUAAAUGAAUGCAACUCUGGAGAGCACGGAUAUAAGGGACGUGCUAGCUUUGCAGAAUCAACAGACAGCUCAAAAGAGCAUCCAAAACCAGACUCCACAGAAGAAAGCUGGUUGUGCAGUCAGGUUCUUCUGAAAGGUCACAGAAAGGAUGAAGGAACUGGCCUUACUGAAUGUGGGAAUGGCUCAGCUGUGGCAGAUUGCUGCCACGCUGACGAGGCUGACUCUGAUGCUGCCACUUCGCAGAACUUCACGCAUGAGAACAGAAACACUCAGAAGGGACAGAAAACCACAGCAUUACAGGAGACAGUGGAAUUGACUCCCCAAGGUACGAAAACACAUGAAACUAAGUAAGAUGUUUUAUCUUCAAAUUGACCAUCAGAUUUAGGCAGAAAUGAUGCAGUAAAUCAUAAACUCCCUCCUCAACAACAAAAUUCUUAUUAUUUUUUAAAACUUCAGUGUUAUUGAUCCACAAAUACUCAAACUGUAUAGUUCUGCUAAGUCUUUUUACAUGAACAUUUUCUCACAUCAGUUAUACAAAUGCUGCUGUUUGUCUUUUGCAUUUGUUGCCAUGAGGCAAGAAAACAGUAUGAGAUCUGUCCUGCAGGUAGAGAUGGCCAAGCGCAGAAACGUUAAGAAACAUGGUGUUUGAUAAACUCGGUGUUAAACACAGUGUUUGAUAAGCUCCUGUUAGCAGGCAGGUUCAGCUCACAUAGAUCUCACCAUAUGACACUAGAUAUUGUCAUAGUUUCUCCAGUUGUACAUAAAGAAUAGAGAUCCAACAAAAAUUUAAAGUAGAAAAUACCAUCUGACUUGCCCACAAUAGACAGGAGAAUGUGUACAUCACCUGAGCUUUCAUAGUGUAUGUUUUGCCUGUAAUUACACCUGAAAAUCCCUUAAUGGACAACAAAUUGGCAUGAAACAAUCUUUUACACAGGUGUACAUGGAGACCUCCAAAACUUAACCAAAUUGGCAAGAACCUAUGUUAAAAAUCACAUCCUUUUUUUUUUUUUUUUUAACAGCGACACAUUUUCUUAGUAUCUUAAAUGAGUAGUAUUUAACUAAUUAAACCAUUGGAGUUCUCAUUAGUUUUGUACUGUCACCUUGAGAAGCUGGUAUAUGAAGGAACAAACCACAAACUACAGUUUCUAAGGAAAUUCUGCUAAUUGUUAAUCUUUUCCUGAAGCAGCUCUUGGCUGUGCACUCUUCCAAGCACACUUGAAAUCUUUAGCAAAAUGUAUUUCAGAGGAUCAUUUUUACUGUUUGUACUGAUGCCAUCUCUGGCACUAAAAGCUAAGCCAACUCAGUUUGGUUUUGGAAUGUGAAGUCUGACUUCUAAUAAUUCUAUUAUUUUAGGUGGACUGAAAAGAAGAUGAAGCUUCCUGCCAAAUUCUAAAAGUAUAAAUAUCAAUGCAAAGAGGAGGGCAAGUGAAAGGACAAUUGCAACAAAAUUCCUUACUUCAUCUAACUCUGGUCAUGAAUAUUUGAUUAUUUUUUUUAAUGAGCUUUGUAAACUUUCCCCUUGUAACAAGGUACCCAUACUGUCAAUGCAGCCAGUCACAUCAGUGAGGCUGUCUCUAAAUCAAAGCUGUUAGUUAAAACUUUUGACAAUGGUGUUUGGAGAGGUCAUGUGUAUUUUGUUUGCCCUCAUCUUUAAUUAUUUUUUGUGUGUCUCUGUGAUAAUAAAAAUGAGAACUGGCGUUCUUCAUUCAGACCCA